This is a messenger RNA of Synchiropus splendidus (mandarinfish), 1134 nucleotides long. RefSeq names its product endonuclease V-like. The coding region runs from base 45 to 845 and encodes 266 amino acids. The transcript is spliced from 9 exons. Gene Ontology annotation, molecular function: single-stranded RNA binding; RNA endonuclease activity producing 5'-phosphomonoesters, hydrolytic mechanism. The record is from RefSeq and is a predicted model, not a curated record. Gene Ontology annotation, cellular component: nucleolus; cytoplasm. Gene Ontology annotation, biological process: DNA repair. NCBI's taxonomy places the organism in Eukaryota, Metazoa, Chordata, Actinopteri, Syngnathiformes, Callionymidae.
GCACACUGUUUUUCUUGCCUUGACUGUAUGUGUCCAGCCGGAACAUGGACAUGCGUCCUGCCGAGGAGUUACUCAAGGACUGGGAGAGCGAGCAACAGCGUCUUCGUCAGCUGGUGGUGGACCAGGACAGUGAGGUCUGGCAGAGCAGGCCAGACUUUGCAGGUCUGCAGAGAGUCGCUGGGGUGGACCUGUCUUUCAUCAAGGGGGACGAGGUGAACGCUUGUGCUCAGCUGGUGGUCCUGAGUUACCCAGAUCUCAAGCUCUUAUAUGAAGAUAGUCAGAUGGUGACGCUGACAGCCCCCUACAUCGCUGGCUUCCUGGCUUUCAGGGAAACUCCCUUUCUUCUGGAGGCGCUGCAGCGGCUCAAUGGCAAGGAUCCCUCUCUCAUGCCUCAGGUGGUGUUUGUGGAUGGGAACGGUCUCUUCCACUACAGAGAGUUUGGUCUGGCGUGCCACCUGGGAGUGCUGUCUGAGCUGCCAUGUGUUGGUGUUGCAAAAAACCUGCUCCAGGUGCAAGGAGUGCACAAGUCUGGCGAGCACCAGUCGCAGAUUGCUGCCCUGGAGAAAGGUGGCGACAGCUUCCCACUCAUUGCUGCCUCGGGCAAAGUUCUUGGAAAGGCACUGCGUAGUUCUGAGAGCAGCUCAAAACCGGUGUACGUGUCUGUUGGACACAAGAUCAGUCUGGAUACGGCUGUACGACUCACUCAUGCCUGCUGCCGCUACCGUGUCCCAGAGCCUAUCAGACAGAUUGGUGUGCGCGGGCGCAAUGUUUGUAAACAAGAGCUGCUGCUUUUAUUCCCGCGGUCUGAAUGCUGCGGCUUAUACAACAAUGCGGUGAAGAAAUAGAUUUGUACAGCCUACGCUAUUGGUCAAUCCGCAUCGAGGCACUGGCUUUGGCCUGAGACUUCGAUUGAAUGGCUCACUGCCCAGGUAGGCACCACCCACUAUCUAUAAGCCCCUUGUUCUCUCCUGCUCGGUCUCUUUUUCUUCUCAGCCUUUGACUUGUCACCAUCAGGUGCUUGGUAUGUUGUCUUGUCUAGUUCCUGCAAGUUUUGUGAGUUAGUGCUUGACGCUGCAGACCAGCACGAUGCCCGUGUCACAUGUUUGGGCUCAGUGUAUCUACCACUCUAGGACU